Penicillium antarcticum is the source of this 1344-nucleotide messenger RNA. RefSeq names its product putative erythromycin esterase. The coding region runs from base 1 to 1344 and encodes 447 amino acids. NCBI's taxonomy places the organism in Eukaryota, Fungi, Ascomycota, Eurotiomycetes, Eurotiales, Aspergillaceae. The record is from RefSeq and is a predicted model, not a curated record. Gene Ontology annotation, biological process: response to antibiotic. The transcript has a single exon.
AUGCCACAAUUACAAGGACUGUUCAAUUCAGCAAUUGAGCCCCUUCCUGCAAUUGAGGACCAACAUUUCGCCUACCAUUUCGAUACCUUCGCGGGCAAACAAGUGAUGCUGUUAGGUGACGGCAGUCACGGAACAUCCGAAUUCUACUCCGCACGAGCAGAAAUUACCAAGCGACUCAUCGAGCAUCAUGGGUACACCAUGGUAGCAGUGGAGGCAGACUGGCCGGACGCAGAAGCGAUCGAUCGGUACGUGCGCUUGCGCCCGGGGCCAAAGUCACAAAUUGGAGGCAUCGCAAAGGGAUACGAGCCCUUCAACAGAUUUCCAACAUGGAUGUGGAGAAACUCCGAAAUGCAACGUUUGGUAGAGUGGAUGCGUGGUCGAAAUCAGCGCCUGCCGCCAGAGAGAAGGGCAGGGUUCUAUGGGUUGGACCUGUAUAGCAUGGGAGCUUCGAUUGGCGCGGUGAUUGAUUACUUGGAUCGGAUAAAUCCACAGGCAAGCAAGCUCGCUCGUCGGAGGUAUGGGUGUCUAGAACCCUGGAUUGAUGAUCCCACGACCUAUGGUCUGGCAUCCCUGCAAGGCAUGGAAGAUUGUGAAGAACGUGUGGUGAAGAUGUUGUCAGAUCUUCUGGAACGACGGAUUGAAUAUGCUCAGCGCGGCUUGUGUGAUGGCGAUGAGUAUCACAGUGGUGAGCAGAAUGCUUAUCUAGUUCGUGAUGCUGAGAAGUACUACAAAGCGAUGUAUUACAGCUCUGCAAGCUCGUGGAACUUGCGUGACAUUCACAUGUUUGAAACCUUGGAAAGGCUGUUGCAGCACCAUGAGGGACAAAAAGCUAUUGUCUGGGCACAUAACUCUCACGUUGGAGAUGCACGCUAUACCAGUAUGGGUAUUCACCGCAAGGAACUCAAUAUUGGACAGCUGUGUCGUGAGCGAUUAGGUCACGAGAACGUGACCAUCCUUGGCUGUGGCACUCAUACUGGGACGGUCGCAGCUGCUCAUGAGUGGGAUGGUGAUAUGAAAGUGAUGAAUGUUCGUCCGUCUCGAAAAGAUAGUUGGGAGAUCAUUGCCCAUGAUACUGGGGUAGCGAGUUUCGUGCUAGACUUGCGUCGGGAUCGUAUAGAUGCUUCUCUGUGGUCUGCUCUGUCCGCUGAGCAGCGGCUUCAGCGCUUUAUUGGAGUUCUUUAUCGCCCUGAUACUGAACGCAUCUCACACUACUCGCAGGCGAUUCUACACAAGCAGUUUGAUGGAUAUAUCUGGUUUGAUGAGACUCAGGCUGUCAAUCCUCUCGAGAUCAUUCAGCCUGACACGCCGCUUGGAAAGGGUGAAACAUAUCCAUUUGGGCUCUAG